Molecule: messenger RNA, 1645 nt
Organism: Ceratotherium simum simum (southern white rhinoceros)
Lineage: Eukaryota; Metazoa; Chordata; Mammalia; Perissodactyla; Rhinocerotidae
Gene: CYP2R1
Product: cytochrome P450 family 2 subfamily R member 1
Biological process (GO): xenobiotic metabolic process
Cellular component (GO): intracellular membrane-bounded organelle; cytoplasm
Molecular function (GO): oxidoreductase activity, acting on paired donors, with incorporation or reduction of molecular oxygen, reduced flavin or flavoprotein as one donor, and incorporation of one atom of oxygen; iron ion binding; heme binding
Source: RefSeq, a predicted model, not a curated record
AGGGCGGCGGGGGUUCGCAGUCCCAGCCCCCGCCAUGUGGGAGCCUCGCGGGGCUGAGGCGAGCGCGGCGGCGCUCGGGGGCGCGCUCUUCCUGCUGCUCUUCGCGCUGGGGGUCCGCCAGGUGCUGAAGCAGAGGCGGCCGACGGGCUUCCCCCCGGGGCCGUCGGGGCUGCCAUUUAUUGGCAACAUCUACUCGCUGGCCGCCUCAGCCGAGCUCCCCCACGUCUACCUGAGAAAGCAGAGCCAGGUGUACGGCGAGAUCUUCAGUUUAGAUCUUGGAGGUAUAUCAACUGUGGUUCUAAAUGGCUAUGAUGUGGUAAAGGAAUGCCUUGUUCAUCAAAGUGAAAUUUUUGCAGACAGACCAUGUCUUCCUUUAUUCAUGAAGAUGGCAAAAAUGGGAGGCUUACUCAAUGCCAGAUAUGGCCGAGGAUGGACUGAUCAUAGAAGAUUAGCUGUAAACAGCUUUCGCUGUUUUGGAUAUGGCCAAAAGUCUUUUGAAUCUAAAAUCUUAAAAGAAACAAAAUUUUUCAUUGAUGCUAUUGAAACAUACAGAGGUAGACCAUUUGACUUGAAACAAUUAAUAACAAAUGCUGUUUCAAACAUAACCAGUCUGAUCAUUUUUGGAGAACGAUUCACUUAUGAAGACACUGAUUUUCAGCACAUGAUUGAGUUAUUUAGUAAAAACGUGGAACUAGCUGCCAGUGCCUCAGUCUUCCUGUAUAAUGCCUUUCCAUGGAUUGGCAUCUUACCUUUUGGAAAACAUCAACAGCUGUUUAGAAAUGCAAAUGUGGUCUAUGAGUUUCUCUCCAGGCUCAUUGAAAAAGUUUCUGUCAACAGAAAGCCUCAGUUACCUCGGCAUUUUGUUGAUGCUUAUUUAGAUAAGAUGGAUCAAGGUAAAAAUGACCCAUCAUCUGCUUUCUCCAAAGAAAACCUAAUUUUCUCGGUGGGUGAACUCAUCAUUGCUGGAACCGAAACUACAACCAAUGUGCUACGGUGGGCAAUUCUUUUCAUGGCCCUUUAUCCUAACAUUCAAGGACAAGUUCAGAAAGAGAUUGAUUUAAUUAUGGGACCCAGUGGAAAGCCAUCUUGGGAAGACAAAUGCAAAAUGCCUUAUACUGAGGCAGUUUUGCAUGAAGUUUUAAGAUUCUGUAAUAUCGUGCCAUUAGGGAUUUUCCACGCAACCUCUGAAGAUGCAGUUGUACGUGGUUAUUACAUUCCUAAAGGCACAACAGUAAUUACAAAUCUUUAUUCUGUACACUUUGAUGAGAGGUACUGGAGAGACCCAGAAAUAUUCUAUCCUGAGCGAUUUCUGGACAGCAGUGGAUGUUUUGCCAAGAAGGAAGCUUUGAUUCCUUUCUCCCUAGGGAGAAGACAUUGUCUUGGAGAACAGCUGGCUCGAAUGGAAAUGUUCCUGUUUUUUACAGCAUUGCUUCAGCGGUUUCACUUGCAUUUUCCACAUGAACUGGUUCCAAAUCUGAAGCCUAAGUUAGGCAUGACAUUGCAACCCCAGCCCUACCUCCUCUGUGCAAAAAGACGCUGAACGUGCAUGGCUGUUUUGUGGAACAAGGCUAUAUAUUUGCCUCACCCUUGAACCUUGUUUAAUCAGUAUGUGUUUAGGCAAAAGUCACAGCAUUGUAAAGCCAAA